This is a messenger RNA of Penicillium argentinense, 1278 nucleotides long. RefSeq lists its product as uncharacterized. The record is from RefSeq and is a predicted model, not a curated record. The transcript has 3 exons. Bases 1 to 1278 code for a protein of 425 amino acids. Lineage: Eukaryota; Fungi; Ascomycota; Eurotiomycetes; Eurotiales; Aspergillaceae.
AUGUCAGACAAGCCAAUCUUUGUGGUUGCUCACCCCCGGGCUUGCUCCACAGCGUUUGAGCGCAUAUUCAUGACUCAACAUGAUACUAUCCACUGUUUCCAUGAGCCAUUUAGUGAUGCCUUCUAUUGUGGCCCGGAACGACUUUCUUCCAUUCGAUAUCCAGAUGAAAAGUCUCGGAUUGAGAGUGGUUUCAGCCAAACCACCUAUGCAUCGGUUCUGGAGGAGAUUAAAAAAGCGUCUGAGGGAAAACGGGUGUUCAUCAAGGAGCUCGACUAUUACAUCUGCGUGCCUGACGGAAAGGCUACCGCCAUCGCCCCAUCCUUAGAAGGUACUGCACGAAGCACCACCAAUGGGGCUGCAAAUGGCAUUACCAAUGGUACCGUGAAUGGUCAUGCUGCGACAAACAGCUCUCUCAAUGGCGUUGCAAAUGGAGCGACAAAUGGAGCGACAUAUGGCACUGCUAAUGGAGCCACGAAUGGUACCGCCAACAGAGACACAAAUGGAAUCACCAACGGAGCAACAAAUGGAACCACGAAUGGCCACACAAACGGCGUGGUGAAGAGCUGUGUCCACUGCUGCCCUUCAAACGGACACACAGAAACCAACGGCGAUUCCCACCAGAACGCCUACCAAACCUCCGCCGAGCCCGGAAACCCAACCGUCAUCCCCCUCGCAAUCCAAAAAAUGUUCCACUUCGCCUUCCUCAUCCGUGAUCCGCACUAUAGCAUUCCAUCCGCCUACCGAUGCACCAUCCCGCCGCUGCGCGAGAUGACAGAUAUCUGUUUCGACCCUCUCAAGGCUGGAUACAGCGAGCUUCGUCAGCAUUUCGAUUAUCUCCGGAAAGAAGGUCUUGUCGGUCCACGUGUGGCGACGAGACCGGAUCUGGGUGUGGAUGGGGAAAUCGCGAAGGAAGGUGCUGGUCAUGAGAUCUGUGUUAUUGAUGCAGAUGAGCUGCUUGAUGCGCCGGAGGCGAUGAUCGAGGAAUUUUGUAAGAGUGUGGGUUUGAAAUAUGAUCCUGGGAUGCUGCGGUGGGAUCGGGAGAUCGAUCAUGCGGUGGCUAGUGAUAAGUUUGAGAAAUGGCGCGGAUACCACGAAGAUGCGCUUCAAUCGGCUGGGCUGAAAGCGAGGCCUCAGAAGCGUGCAACGAAAACAAGGGAGGAAUUCGAUGCCGACUGGCGGGCGAAGUAUGGCGAGGAAGCGGCGGCGUUGAUCCGGCAGACGGUCGAUCAGAAUAUGCCUCACUAUUUGUAUCUCAAAGAGUUUGCUAUGCGUGUUUAG